Messenger RNA from Anneissia japonica, 1865 nucleotides. RefSeq lists its product as uncharacterized. The record is from RefSeq and is a predicted model, not a curated record. The transcript is spliced from 9 exons. Gene Ontology annotation, cellular component: sperm principal piece; CatSper complex. Gene Ontology annotation, biological process: flagellated sperm motility; sperm capacitation. The coding region runs from base 51 to 854 and encodes 267 amino acids. NCBI's taxonomy places the organism in Eukaryota, Metazoa, Echinodermata, Crinoidea, Comatulida, Comatulidae.
UAUUAAUACAUUCUUUGCUUGGUUCUUUCCCAGGCAAGGUGAAUGGUAUAAUGGAAGUAAGGCUUUCUGGUUACAUCCAACAAGUGUCUGUCAGUAGAUAUGAUGACAUCGUUUUAUUAACAGACAGCAACCAGUUGUACUAUAGUUAUGCGUAUUCUACCUCUUUUCUUCAGCUUGGUGCAUGCCAAUUACCAGAUAUUUCAAGUAGUGUUUAUUUUGAUGUUCUUAGUAGGCUGUAUACUAUUUCAUUACGCAAUAGGGAUGUCUUGAGAAGGUCCUAUCCAUUGUUGACUGAGGUGGAAUCAGCUUUGUACCCAUCAUUUGUAAGGUUUGAAUCCACUUUCCACCCUGAGAUUGUUCAUCUUGACAUCAAUGAAGAAGUUGAGCUGAAGGUUCAUUUAAUCCAUUCAACAUCUCAUGCAGAUGGAAUUCAGGUGAAAGUUGCUAAUUCUCAUCUAGCUUCCUUGGUCGUGCAAGAUGAAAUGGAAUUUUUUCCAGGCAUUAGAGGAAUAUUCAAGACUCUGAAGAUUGCUGUCAAUGCAGACUUUGCUAUAGCUUAUAAGCAAUCCGACAUUCAGGGAAUUAUGUUGAUAGAAGCCGAGCCCCAAAGAGCUGCCAUUGAAUCUUAUCGACCGUCAAGAAUGGUAACGCAGGUAGCAGUUGGUUGUCCUCCUGAUAGACAUAUCAGAGUUGUUAAACCACGAACCUGUGACACAAUCAGACAUUUUAUAAUACCAAGAUCAGCCAGACAGGGAGAAAUGACUGAUACAAUUGUUCAAUAUGAUUUUGGGACCUUUGGCUGUCCAAUAGAGAGCAAACAUCAUCAGCUAUUUCGACCAACACUACACCUGUAAGUCAUUUCAAAACUGAUCUCAAAUUUACAGUAUAGUAGUUUUGGUAUUCUCUUUGUUGUGAUGCAAUAUUAUUUGGUUAUAUGAUAAUCUUUGUGUUGAUUAUGCAAUAUCAGUUGGGUAUGAUGGGUCUUUGUUGUUGUUGAUGCACUGUUAAUAUUGCAAUGUGUUUUUAGAUAUGAUGGAGAAAAAUAUAUGGAAGACGUUACCGCAAACUUUGUGUUAUGGGAGUUACAUCAGCGUACAGAUUAUACAUACAAUACCACUAUGAAACAGGUAUAAUUUCUAUACAGGUAUUUAGGCCCUGUAAUAACAAAUAACAAGGAAAGUCAACCCUUAUAAUUCCAAGAUUUUGAGAAUGCCUAUUUUAGUUUUUCCCUUCCCACAAAAUUUGCUAGAAUAGGAUCCUGUUCUAGUUAUGUAAUUAGGCUAGGAAACUAUGUCAAGGGGCAACCGAUGCUGUUGGAGACAGUGCUGUUAUAAAGUGUGCAUCAUACCUACUGCUUAUCUAAUUUUUGUUUAUACGAUGCUCCUUGAUCUUGAAUAUUGUAUGCUAUGCAUAGCAGGCAUAUAGCAUGUCAUAACUAGAAUUCAGCUAUCUUUGUAGACAUUUAAUAAUUACAUAAAUUAUUAAUUUUCUACUUAUCAUUACAGGCCAGAUGUUGCAAGGCUCCUCCAAGUUGGUUUGGAUUUGAUGAACUUAUUACAAGUUUUGACACUGGAAGUCAACUGGUAGAGGACUUCUUAUAACUUGAAUUGGCCUUUUGCACACAAACCUAAAAAGAUCAAGCAAACUGUACUAAUGAAAAAUUAGUGCACGGUUGGGAUACAGUGAUGACAUCACAAUUGACUUAUAAUACUAUUAUAUAUUUACUAUUCUUUAGAAUAAGUCCCAAAGCCUAUCGGAAUGAUAAGUAUUAUAUUAUGUUUCGCUAGUUUAAAAAAACUGUCCAAUUUUUUAAAACUUUUUAUCCAAGUUGUCUUAUCCUUAAUUUUAUUCAAUUUUUUUUUUUC